UAAAGGGCAACUGGACGCAGAAACUCCCCUGAAUUUUAGUUACUUUCAAAGGGGAGACUUUUUAUAAAUAUUUCCUUUUACAAAAUGGUUACAAGUUUAAAUUACAGUAAUAAAAUGUUUGUUGAACAAACAAUAACCCUUCUGUUUUCAUUCCUUUAAGGCUCAUUCUGACUGAUAAGAGUUUUGAGACAGUUAUCUUACAGUGAAAAUCUCACACCGUUGCAACCCUGUAUAUCUGUGCUAAAACAAUUAAUAAACUGAUCAAUUAACUGCUACAUGUAUUCCACAUCAAGGGAGCAAAACACCUGCUGGAUAAAGCUAGGGCACACAAAUGUAGGGUUGCAGCGAUAUACUGGUUUUAAGGUAUACUGUGAGAUAAAAGUUGAUGGUUAUCAUAUUUGCUUUUCUAUGAUAUUGAAAAAAACAUGCAACUGCAUGAAGAAUAUCAUCUUUAUUUUUGUUGUUUUCAAACUGGAGAUGUUUUAUAUAUCUUUAACUUUAACAAUAUGGUUUCAACUUUCGACUAUAGUAAUAAAAUAUUUGUGACAUUUUCUGAGAUGACUGUCAUACUGUGAAAAUCUCAUACCGUUGCAGCCCUAUAUGUCUGUGCUUAACAGAGAAUCUCCCCUUUACUUUAAUUAUUUUCAAAUGGAAGACUUUUUAUACACAUUUCCUUUUACAAAAUGGUGUCAAGUUUCAAUUAUAGAAAUAAAACAUUUGUUCUGUUUUCAUUUCUUUAAGUCUCAUUCUGACUGAUGAUAAGACUUUUCUGAGAAACAGGGUUAUCGUACCCUCUCAUACUGUUGCAACCCUAUGUCUGCUAUAACAAUAAGUAAAUUAAUCAAUUAACUAUUACAUUAAUAUAAAGUUAAAUAAAUAAAGUCAGGGCACACAACUGAUAAGAGCUGCUUGACUUUCUGUGUUGAUUAGGGCUGCAAUUAACGGUUAUUUUCAUUGUCGACUAAUCUGUCGAUUAUUCCUUUGAUUAGUCGACUAAUCAUUUUAAAAUGUUGAAAAAUGUCGGUCUGUCUCACCCAAACCCCAAAAUGAUGUCAUCUAAUGUCUUGUUUCGUGCUCACACCAAAGGGUUUGAGUUCACCGUCAUGGGAGAGUGUGUAAAGCUGCCAAUAUCUGAACGUAACAAGCUGCAAUAAGAGUAUUUGGUACUUUUAUAGUACUUUUAUAUGAAAAAUAACUCAAACCGAUUAGUCGGUGACUAAAAUAGUCAACGAUUAUUUUAAUAGUUGAUUAGUCAUCGAUUAGUCGACUAAUCGCUGCAGCCCUGGUGUUGAUGUUAUAUUUUAAUAUAAUACACUGAAUUAUUUGUGUUUUUCACUGUCUGUCAGGUAAAGUAAACAGUUUCAGUCAUUCUUCUGGAUUCUGGUGUUGUGAUGAGUAUUUGCUGACUGUCUAUUAUCAUGAUUAAUCGAAUAAACGACACGUUAAUCGAUCAUAAGCAGCCUCUGCUUAUCAAUUUCGUGUCAUUAUCUUGCAUUAGUACAGCAAGCUAAAUGUAGCUAGCUGCACCCUUGGGUGUAGAGCACAAUAAGUCAUACACACCUGUCUGGUUUCACAUAAUGACCGUGAGCAUCAGUGGGCAGCUGUGUUUUCAUGUGCUUCGUGUUUUGGCUUCUGGUGGACCAGAGACGACGCCCGAGUGCUAGCUUAGCGGCGGUUAGCUUAGCCAGCAGCCGCCGCCAUUACCAGCCGACGUUAGCUAGCUGCUAGCGCUAACACAGGCCUGGAUGUUUGCCGAUAUCACCUCAGGGGAGCUUCAUCUGACAGUUUCUGUUUGAGUUUAAUUGAUAUAAAUGUACGAUACUGUUCAGUAUACGUGGCCACAUUUAUCUUUAAACCAAGUGAAAGUCGUUUAGCAUUGUAAAACCGAAGGGCCACUUUACCGCAAGCUAACGUUAGCUUGUGGCUAGCAGUGAUUCCAGGGAUGCUAAGGGGACACAUUUAGGAUAACGGAUGAGGAGUUGUCCUGGUUUUCACAACGAGGCUGGCUGCUGCUGCUGCGUUCAGGGGACACUCGCUGUAAACCCUGCCGUGAUGCAUUCACUGGCUCAGGAGAUCCAGGGCUUCUCCAAGAACCGCCUGAAGAAACAGUGCACGCGUGUUACCACGGUGACGGGCAGGAGGCUGCUGGAGAGGAGGGGUGAUGGAGGAGAGGAGGAGGAGCAGGUUGAAGAGCUGGAGGAGGGAGAUGGAUGUGGAUUUGUAGAGGAUAACAGUCUGGACCUUCAAGUUGGUGUCGUUAGACCCUUCCUGCUGCUGGCCUCUCAGGAUGCGGCCCACGACAUUGACACCCUGCAGAGACAUAAGGUGUCUCAUGUGCUAAAUGUGGCCUAUGGAGUCAAUAACCUGCUCCCAGAUCAGCUGGUUUAUAAGACUCUGCAGAUCCUGGACCUCCCAGACACCAACAUCACUUCAUAUCUGGAGGAAUGCAGCUCCUUUAUAGAUCAGGCACGAGCACAGGAAGGUGUGGUGCUGGUCCACUGUAACGCGGGGGUAUCGCGCUCCUCCUCCAUCGCCAUUGGCUACCUGAUGUUGAGGGAGGAGCUGUCGUUUGAUGACGCGUACGGCCAGGUGAAGCUGGCGAGGCCCUCCAUUCGCCCCAACCCCGGCUUCUACCAGCAACUACAGAGCUACAAACCUUAAAGCUGCAUCAACUAUUUCUUCUGGUCCACUUGGAAAACACACACAUCACAUAUCAUCACCCUUUACGUUACUGAAGUCAACCUGUUAGCAAACAGUCGCUUAUUUACACGUGCAAGCUCUAUAGUCACAAUAGCAAUAGUCACUCUCCUUCGAGCUCUGUUUUGGUCUCCACCAGCUCCUGAGGGAAAUAUCUGGCUCUUUAUCUGCGAGAUGUUCCACUGUGUUUGGCUAACUGUGUCUGUCUGCUUAGCAGGAUGUGUUCAGUGGCUUUUUAGAGUAAGUAUCAUAAACGAGGGAACAGGGCGAAGUUACAACCUGUUUUCAAAGUCGUCACAUACCGCCGCUUUAGGGGGAGUGGUCAGUUAUUUUGACAUCAGCACAAAAAGGCAUCCUUUCACGGUGGUAUGAUACAUCACCGGGCAGCAUGAGUGUAUCACGCCACUACGUUAUAAUGCCGCGUGUCAAAAAAUGUAAAUGCACAACCCCACAUUGUGGCUAGAUGCACGUCAGCGCUCCUGGACUCGCUGCCCCACGCCACUUGACGCCACUGUCCUAUUUCCAGCCUCACUGGCCCCAAAAUUAAAUGCAUUUUUCCCUCACUUGUACCCUGCUUGUACACACCAGCUCCCACAGCAGCUCCUUUUCUCUGCUCCUCUGGCAGCUCGACUCCUCACUACUGAUGUAUAAAGAGAACUCAGUAUCUGUUGCUGUGUCUCGUGUGAGACAAAGAAUAUAUGAGAUGAGACUCCUUGUUGAGGUUGAGAAAUAUCCCGAGCUAAACGACCCACAAUGCCGAUAUUAUAAAGACAGUGGCCCAAAAGAUAAUCCCUGGUGAGUCACAGCUCUUCAGGUGAGACAUCAAGUUUAAUUAGCAGCUGUCCACACAUGAUUUUAAGCUUACGCAGAGGUGGAGAACGUGAAAGUAGUAAUACAUUUGUGUGGUCGUCUGUUGACAGUCUGUUGUCAGUUCAUGCGCGGGGAGCUUGAAAGUCCCUACAGGGUGAUAAGGAAGGGCAGUGGAUGAGUCGAACACACACCGGACUUUCAGCCAGGAGCCUGCUGUUUGCUUCCUGUGUGAAUGUUGAGCCGAACCAUGAUGUUUUUUUUCCAAACCUAACAACGUGUUUCUGUUGCACAAGGAAAUAAACAUAAAUACGACUCUGUACAACAUCAGUACGGUGAUGCGGUGACCUCAUCUCAUACCCUUACUCAGCGUAUGGAGCUGCUCAUUUCACAUAAUUUCUAUACAUGUGAUAGAUGUGUUGUUUGUGUGUGCCAUAUGUACGUUCAUCCCCAGUGUGCAUGCAUGUGCUGAGCGGGCCCUUUAUAACCAUCUGUGAUCUUUUGUCUAAAAAUACAGCCAGUGAGUGAAACACUGCGUCUGCCUCUCGCUGCACAGACAGCUUUGUUAACUGAUUUUCUAUUAGAUCAGCUCUCACUUUCUUUGCAGCAUGGAUUGUUUUCUAAUUAAAGAUGUACCACUUUUUUCCGGAGGUGCAACUUGAUUUCUUUCUCAACUACACAAGCAGGUACGCCGUCAAUUAUAAUGAUUGCCCUCACUGCUGCAUUGUCUCUAUCAAUUUCACAACUUUGCAAAGUUGAUGGGCUAACCUCGCUCCCUUGAAAUAAUUAGCUUGUAAUUAGCUUGUUAGAUAAUGAGGGAGAAUCCAGUUGGCUCACAUGCUAAUCAACAAACACCGCUGGGACGAGCUCCUAACGCUGCACACUCACAGCACACAGAGGUAUCAUAUCCUAAUCUGCACUGUUUAAAUGGAAAUCAAGUCUAUAGGGCAGAUGUGUGUGUUUGCUGUUCAACCAGCUGCAAAAAUUUACUGAUCAUUAUUGUACUCGUUAAUGUCCUGUGUGGCGGCGUUAACGGUCCAAUCCAUACAGGAGGAGAUGUUCUGCACACUUAGCUGCAUCCUGACCUAAAUACAUUAGUUUAUAAGACAGGAAAUACACACUGUAGUUGAACGCUGUGUUCUGAAAUGUUACAGUGAAAUAAAAUAAGCAUCAAGUGUGCGCCCCAAAGCACAAAAUGACCAUAAUUUAACUGCAGUUAUGAAUAUUAAUGGUGACUGUGAUUACUUCACCAGCUGCUCACAUUUGUCUGGUUUUAACAGUCAGUUUUCAGACUGAACCUUUGAAUUCAAAUGAAGGGACAGCUGGCCAGUUGGCCCCGCCCCUUUGGUCGAGACUGAUACUGGAGCCACAGAUUUGAGCCAUAUAAUGACGGUAACAGCCGAUUAAGACCAAAUUAACCUGUCAGCAUUAUUAAAAGGUCUAAAUGAGCAUUCAUCAAUAUGUUUUACCACAAGGUGGCGACUCUGCAGUGGGCUAUUACAACACAGUGUCACUCCGAAGUCGUCGAAAACCAGCGCUUGGUCAGUGACUUCUGACGUUAGAUGUGGACGAAAAAAGCCGUGUUCACUUCCUGUAAGACUGUAAAGCCAAACCCUGUUCUUUUCUCCUAAACCCAACCACGUGCUUUUGCUGUUGAAUAAAAACAUGACAAUUA
Messenger RNA from Epinephelus moara (kelp grouper), 5179 nucleotides. RefSeq names its product dual specificity protein phosphatase 19-like. Gene Ontology annotation, cellular component: cytoplasm. Lineage: Eukaryota; Metazoa; Chordata; Actinopteri; Perciformes; Serranidae. Gene Ontology annotation, molecular function: JUN kinase phosphatase activity. The coding region runs from base 1972 to 2661 and encodes 229 amino acids. Gene Ontology annotation, biological process: regulation of MAP kinase activity; protein dephosphorylation. The transcript is spliced from 6 exons. The record is from RefSeq and is a predicted model, not a curated record.